CCUGCUUUUCGUGUGUGUGUCAGAUAAACCUGUGGUGUUCAUAUGCAUUUUGGUCAUGAACUGAAACCCAGUUAGUAGGGGUGUAAAAUAGUUCGCAGAUUUCCUUUUACCAGUUGCUCAGCCCCUUUAAAUAUAAAAGCACCCCGUCAGUUGAAGCAAACGAGUCAAAGGAGACACGAAGUGCUAAAUUGAAAUUUUUUGUAGAAUUACUUAGCUGCUUGCUAAGUUUGAAAAAUAAAAUGUCGGGAACGUGUUGUUGCGGAUGCUGUUCUGCGGGAAAGGGGACACUUGCCAUUGGAAUUUUCUAUAUCGCACUCUACGCUCUAUCCAUUCUGGCAAAUUCGAGCAAGAUCAUUGACCUACUGGACAAUUCGAACAGCAAUUAUACAUCUGAUCUGAUUAACGAUUCAAACAGUAACUACACGUCUGACCUGAUUGAAGAUUCAAACAGUAACGAUACAACUGACGCUGGGCACCCCCUGAUAAGCCAUCAUGAUAAGACCAACAUCGUAUUUAAUGUACAAAUGGCGCAACAUUCCAUUCGGAUUAUCGCGGCAGGGGUGUCAUUAAUCUUUACUUGUGUUAUGUUGCACGGUUAUCGGAAGCGUAAUCACCGCCUAAUCAAGCCGUGGUUGAUCUGGAGCUACGUUUUAAUCUUGGUCGGGAUGACUGCGUCUGUUGUCACUUUUGGGACAAUGACACUGAAUGGCCUGCCCCUCGUGGGAUUUUGCACACUCGUCAUAUUCGGAUCUUUCCUCGCAAUGCAGAUCUACUUUGUCGUGGUGGUGAGAAGAUUUGUGGAUGAGUUGAAGAGUGAAGAGAUGAGUGGUCAUCAAAAUUAUAAAAUUUGACGGAAUGCACAAAUAUUGAAAUAAUGUGAGACAUUGUGGUUUGAUUAAAUAUUUAAGUACAUAUUCAAUGGUUAAAUAAAUAUUUUUUG
Molecule: messenger RNA, 940 nt
Organism: Folsomia candida
Lineage: Eukaryota; Metazoa; Arthropoda; Collembola; Entomobryomorpha; Isotomidae
Exons: 6
Coding region: 240-851 (203 amino acids)
Source: RefSeq, a predicted model, not a curated record